This is a messenger RNA of Paramecium sonneborni, 1185 nucleotides long. Lineage: Eukaryota; Ciliophora; Oligohymenophorea; Peniculida; Parameciidae. The record is from the annotation of a GenBank genome assembly.
AUAUAAUGUACAACAAAGCUUUAGUGUUAAAAUAAAGACCUGAUGAAACAUUCCCAUAAAAUAUGGAUUUUUUUGAAGUAUAAGAAAUUCCAGUGCCUGAACUAAAUGAAGGAGAAAUAUUAAUAAGAGUAGAGUUUGAAUUCAAAUAAAGGUUUUGUACAUAGGAGUAGAUCCAGUUAUGAGAGUUUGGCUUUCUGGAGCUAAAACAUAUAUAGAUGCAGUGUAAAUAGGAUAAGUGAUGCCAGCAUUUGGAGUUGGAGUGAUAGUAUAGACAAAACAAGCAAAGUGGGAUAUAGGUAAAAGAGAAAUUCUAGAUUUUAGGAUAAUUAGUAUUUGGUGUAUUAGAGUGUGCAAACUUAUGUAAGAGAUAAACAAAGCCUUUGUUUAAGGUUCCAUUGUUUGAAAUUGGAGAUCCAAACAUUCCAUUGUUAUUAUCUAUUUAUGGAGUAACAGGAUUGACAGCUUUAAAUGGAAUGAAACUUAUCCCAUAGGAUCAUAUACCUACGACUUAGUAAUAGAAAACAUUUUGUGUGUCAAGUGCAGCAGGAUCUACAGGAUCUAUUGCUAUUUAGAUUGCUAAGCAUAUGGGAUAUAAAACUAUUGGAAUUGUGAGUGGAAGAGAAAAGAGAGAUUUUGUUUUAAGUUUAGGAGCAGAUCAAUGUAUUACAUAUAAUGAUUGUAAAGAAAAUGAUGAAAUAAUUGUUGAGUAUAGAAUAUUAUUAAAAAUUAGCAAAUUGACAUAAGAAAUUUAAAAAGUAGCACCAGAGGGCAUUGAUGUAUAUUUUGAUAAUGCAGGAGAAGAAGUCCUUGAUGCUAUAUUACCAGCAAUGGCUAAAGAAGGAUUAAUCUUACUAUGUGGUGCUACAUCAACAUAUAAUGCUUGGAAAAAUAGAGGAGGAUUAACUAAUUUAGCUUCUGCUAUCACUUAAUAAGUUAAAUUAGAAGGUACAUAUCUCAUAUAUUAUUAGGCAUAAUAUUUUAUUAGGAUCAAGCCAAAAUUUAUAGUGGAUUCUCAGAUAUGAUUGAAUUGGUCAAUGAUGGAGUAAUCAAACAUCAAGAAGAAAUUUAUUAUGGAGUUGAAAAUUUUGUUUAGGGACUCAAAAGAGUUUUUCUUGGUUAAAAUAUGGGUAAAAUCAUUAUUUAAAUUGAACAAUAAAUCCAAGAUUAAGCUAAAUUAUGAUGAUG